Linum trigynum is the source of this 264-nucleotide messenger RNA. NCBI's taxonomy places the organism in Eukaryota, Viridiplantae, Streptophyta, Magnoliopsida, Malpighiales, Linaceae. The record is from the annotation of a GenBank genome assembly.
AUGAGGAAAGAGAUGUUUUGCGUCUCCUCUUCCGCGAUCGUGUUUCGCGGCGUCACCUCGUCGGUAGUCAAGGGGUGGGUAGGGGCAACGGUGACGGCGACUCGGAUUUGCCGGUGGACGAGGGUUUCACUGACUUGGAGAAGAGCUGGAUUUGUGCAUAAGGAAUCGAAGACUAGGAAGCUUAAUCCAAAACGACGACUAAGUUGGUGCCGGCGGCAGGACUUCUGCAAUAGCGAGAAUUGGGUGAUAGAGCUGCAGUCUUAG